Eimeria acervulina is the source of this 4196-nucleotide messenger RNA. RefSeq lists its product as hypothetical. The annotation marks the transcript as partial. The transcript has a single exon. NCBI's taxonomy places the organism in Eukaryota, Apicomplexa, Conoidasida, Eucoccidiorida, Eimeriidae. The record is from RefSeq and is a predicted model, not a curated record.
AUGUUUUGGUGGAGGCACGCUGGAGGGCUCACCUCCGAGAGUCCUACGGGUGGAUGCCCACCCAAAGGAGAUUCUUUGUCGUCUCGCGUUCCUCCGCAUUUGCCAACUGAUGUGGAGGAAGGGCAGUCGGCAGCUUGCGGAAGCCGAAUUCUGGGAAAUGUACGGGAAAGGAGAAAAGGAGGGCUAGAUGCCUUUCAUGGGGCGCAUCGUCGCGUAGCAGGGUGGGAGCCUCCGGGAGCCUCAGUGCGCCGAUGCCUGACGAGCAGCCCGACGAGAGGGAGGAGUCGGUUGCAAACCCGCUCUUCCUCUCUGUAUUCUUCAGAUCUUCGGAAGUUUUGCCAGAAAGGAAUAGAUAUUGUCAACCGCACCGGUUCUCGGUCUCCUACAUCGGGUAGCGAUUGGCUGUCCCUGAGAAGCGAGGAAUAUUUUAGCGCCUGCAGCGACUCACUAAAUUCUCCAACAGCCUCAGACGGGAAGGAGAUGUCCUUUGCCACGAGGACGGCAAGUUCUCAGUCUGACGCCGGCAACUCUAUUGAACCGCUUCACCGUCGGUCACUUUCUAACCGCUCUUGCCUACACACGACUUCAACUAGAGUUGUGUGGGGCAGGGCAGAUAGACUACGAUCUGCUCCUGAUGGCCGCGCCGGAGCAUCAUUCAGAACCGCACUUGUCCCCGCCAGGUCCUUCUCUCUUCCGUUGCUCGGUCCCCCUGUCUUAAAAGCAACACCUUCUGGGGCCCCGUCGGCGUCUUUCAGGUGCAUCUCUAGUAGUCCUUUCGAUUUUGGAGAAGGGGAAGAAGAGUCGAAGCCAUUGCACGAGCAGGUGAAGGCCCUUGCAGCUCCGGCUUUCUUGGACACUCACAGAGGCGCUACGAACAGUCGUCCGACUCCCUAUCCUCUGCACGAAGCGUCGCAGCGCAUUAGCAGAGAGGAGGUCUCGAGGCUGGGCGAGUAUCGAAAGCCUGGGGUCCAUAUCGGGAGCUUCCCUCACUACGGACUUUGCGUGGCUCCGGAGACUGGUGAUGCUGAUGAACGGGGGGGAUCUUGGUCUCCCAGUGAGUUUGAAGCAUUUCCAGAGGGGCUGGGUAGGCUGAGUCUUAUCGCAAAUCUCGCCACAUCGGAUGGCCCAGCGGAGACUCGAGAUUUGCCCUCAUUGAGGCUGUUUUCAAACGGUUGCUACAGAAAGGCUACUGAAGCCAAUCGGGUAGGCGAACUCCAAGCAGGAAAGCGCACCAGCGGUGGGAUCCGUCGAUCAGCGAGCUUCCGCACACCAGCAACUGACGUAUUCGGGUCGACACGUUGUGACAGAAGGAGCAGGAGCUGGACGGCUCUCAAUACCAGGAGCUCUUCCUAUCGAUUACUGCCUGCUUUCAACUCAUCUGAGCAACUUCCUUUUUUGCUAGCGAAUGCAGCAUCUUCAGUGCGUCGUAAUUCCCAGACAGCUAUCGGGGGAAGUAGCGACUGCCGAACGUACAAGGAAGAUUCGAAGUCUUUCGCCAGCAUCGGUGAGCUGCCUGCAAAUGGAGCGGGAGAUGUCGACGGGAGGCGUAGAUUUGAGGCUACUCGCGAGGAAGAAGUUGGCAGCAAACAGGAAAAGGCGGAGGCCCUCCGUAUUGCAGAGGCUGAACUGGAGACGCGCUCAGUGCGUCAAGGGGGAAUACACGACGCUGACACGUUACAGCUUCUCGAGCGUGGCUCUUGCGGGGCAGGAACGGGCCCUUGUGCUGAUGGUUUGCAGGCGAGCAGCCUUUCACACCCUGAUGUUCAUAUGGAGAGCUCCAACACUGUAGCCGAAUGUGUAGGGGCAUUUGCGUCUGCGCUUAGCAAUGGAGAUGCUUCUGGCGUGAGCGCAGCUGUUGCGGUGGCCUCGCAGCAACAAAAUGCAGACCUGGCCAGGGAAACAGUCAGUGGCACAAAUCAUGCAGGGAAAGAACUGCAGGCACCAGCUGUCGUGCGUCAUACGGAGUGUGGCGAAGUACCAAGAGGUGGACUCACGACUCAACAACCCCUGCAGCGUCCAUUUGUAGAUAUGGCAGCCCUGUUUCCAAUAGGGCUUCUUCCCAAACAGCGACAGCGAGAUGCAGUCAUUGCAUGCAACCAUCCGUUAGGGGACCAAAAGGAACAUAAAGCCCACGGCUCGCCUCCACUCCAGGCAACACGAUUCUCUUGUGCCGUGGGUCUAUCUACAGAGGAGGCAAACGCGCCCACGAGCGAGGUGCUGUUCGGCAGCGCGGGUAGAGGCUCUUGUGGGGAUGCCCAGGAGAACCAGGCUAGACAGCGCAUGCUAGCAAGUGCAGACGAGCCUGCUGCAUCGAUUGACAGUAGUUUGAGUCCGGGUCUUGACACUGCGCAAGUCAACAUAAGCUUCCACGAUGCUUGGCCUGUGGCUAUUGGGGAGGCCGAAGAGCCGAAGCGUAGGACGUCACGCGCCAGCGAGGGUGGCAUGAAUUGCAGGAAUAGGCAGGAACCUCAGACAAGGCAGUGGUCCUUGCCAGCCAGUGUGGAGGGGGCAGCUCCUUUGCAUUGGAGCAAUUUGGGUUUCUUGCAGGAGGCUACGGCGCCGGAUGACAGAUUCCAGGAUGCGGUAAACGGGUCUCCUGGGAAGGCUGAAGAGCCGCAGCGUGAGCUGUCGCGCGCUAGCGAGGGUGGCAAGGGUCGCGGAAAUCCGCAGAAGCCCCAGACAAGGCAGUGGUCUUUGCCAGCCAGUGCGGGGGGGGCAGUAUCAUUACCUUGUAGCAGUUUGGGUCUUUUAGAGGAGGCUGGGACCGCGGACGAAAGCUUGCAGGAUAUGAUGAAGGGGGCUGUUGGGGAGGCGGAAGUGCGGGACCGUGAGGUGUUGCGCGGCAGCGAGGGCGGAAACGUUGGCGAGGACACGCAGAACCUCCAGACAAGGCAGGAGUCUCUGGCAGCCCUUUUGGCGGGGGCAGGUCCAUUACCUUGUAGCAGUUUGGGUUUCUCGCGGGAGAUUGGAGAGGCGGACGAAAGUUUCCACAACGCCUCAGGCGUGGCUGUUGGGGAGGCCGAAGAACCGAAGCGUGAGGCGUCGCGCGCCAGCGAGGGUGGUAGGCGUCGCAGGAAUACGCAAGAGCCCCAGACAAGGCAGCGGUCUUUGCCAGUCAGUGUGAAGAAGGCGGUUUCUCCAACUUGGAGCAGUUUAGGCUUUGCGCGGGAGGCUACGGCACAGAGCGACGGAUUCCACGAUGCGAUAGACGGGUUUGUGGGGGAGGCCGGAGAGCCGAAACGUUGGGCUUCGCAUGGCAACGAGAGUGGAAGCGGUUGCGGAAGUCCGCAGACAGUCCGGACAAGGCAAGGAUCUUUGCUAGCCAGUGUGGAGGGGGCCGGUGCAAUACCGUAUAGCAGUUUGGGUUUCUUGCAGGAGGCUGCGACCCCGGACGAAGGCUUCCAGGAUGCGAUAAACGGGUCUCCUGGGGAGGCUGAAGAGCCGCAGCGUGGGCUGUCGCGCGCUAGCGAGGGUGGCAAGGGCCGCGGGAAUCUGCAGAAGCCCCAGACAAGGCAGUGGUCUUUGCCAGCCAGUGUGGUGGGGGCAGUAUCAUUACCUUGUAGCAGUUUGGGUCUUUCAGAGAAGGCUGAGGUGGCGGACGAAAGCUUGCAGGAUGCGAAAAAUGGGGCUGUUGGGGAGGCGGAAGUGCGGGACCAUGAGGCUUUGCGGGGCAGGCGGCACAGAAGCGGUGGUUUGGAUACGCAGGAGCCCCAGCCAAAGCAGGGGACUUUCCUAGCCAUUGCGGAGAGGACAGUAUCAUUGCCAUGCAGCAGUUUGGGUUUCCCGCGGGAGACUGGGUUGGCGGAUGCAAGCUUCGAGGAUGCAAUUGGCGGGGUUUUUGUCGAGGACCGAGAGCGGGAGCAUGAGGCCUUUCGUAGCAGCGAGGGCGGAAACGUUGACGGGGAUACGCAAAAGCCCCAGAAAAGGCAGGGGUCUUUGCCAACCCUUUUGGCGGGGGCAGGUUUAUUACCUUGUAGCCGGAUGGGUCUGGCAGGGGAGGCUUGGGCGGCGGACGAAGGCUUCCAGGAUGCGAUAAACGGGGCGGUUGGAGAGGCCGAAGAGCGGGACCGUGAGGCGUUGCGUAGCAGCGAGGGCGGUGACGUUGGCAAGGAUGCGCAAGACCUGCAGGAAAGGCAGGAGUCUCUGCCAGCCGUUUUGGCGGGGGCGGGAUCGUUGCCUUGUAGCAGCUUAGGUUU